Molecule: messenger RNA, 1398 nt
Organism: Mya arenaria
Lineage: Eukaryota; Metazoa; Mollusca; Bivalvia; Myida; Myidae
Exons: 2
Coding region: 1-1398 (465 amino acids)
Source: RefSeq, a predicted model, not a curated record
AUGGGAGGCAGCCCCAGGGGUGGCGGACGCCCUGGAGAGAUGCGGGAUGCACCCCGGGGAGGCGCUGAAGCUGAUAUAGCAAAAGGAAUUCAGAGAAAUAUUGAGUUUCAACAAAUUCCAAAGAAGAUAGCUGAUCUUCAAAAGCAAUUCGAGCUGAUGAAAGAAGCAAGAAUGAAGAAAACAACAUUUCUGAAAAAGACGCGGUCAGCCGUUUCUGAUGAAUUUAAAAACAUACGUAAACAUAUCAACGAAAUCCUUGACAAGAUUGAGAAGACAACUUUACAGGACAUAGACGAAAUGAUAGCUGAACUAAAGAAAGAUAUCGAAACUUGUGAUAAAAUGACUAUCGAAUUGCAAAACAUGAUUGCCGCUUUUCAAACCGAAGCAAAGUCAAGCGAGCCAAAAUCAUAUAUUACGUACAGAAAGAGUCAGGAUAUGAUUUCACAAGCAAACGUUCAUGUUCGUGGCAUAUCAGCCAUUGAGUGUUACAAUGUAGCAUUUCAUGCCAAUAUUCUUAUAGAAGAACUUUUAUUUUCAAUAAAGACGUUCGAAUCGAUUGUUAUUACCAAACUGCAAGAAGAUCCCCUUUCCGAUCCAAACCACGUCUUCAGUGUUGCAGAGUACAAGGAGUACAACGUGAAGAUGAGAGACGACGAACAUCAAUGUGAUAUCAAUGGCGUAUGUGAAAUGCCUAGUGGAGAGUUUGUCAUAGCAGACAAGGGUAAUUGUAAAGUGAAGAUCAUGGACAAGGAGUACAGGGUGCUCGACUACUGUGAUGUCCCAAGGAAACCAUGGGACGUGUGCCACAUCAACGGAAAUGUAGUUGCCGUUUGUGUUGACGGUUAUAAUGCGUAUACAGGAGCACUUUAUUUCAUUAAUGCUACGGAAGGGAAACUCGUUACUACGCGGAAGUUAAGUUUCAACCAUCGAUGUUAUGCCGCAGCUCAUCAUGGUGGCCAGCUCUACAUCUCCUCCGGUAACGCACUUUACGUCUACACGAUGUCGGGACAGGAAGGUAAGAAACUGUACAAGGACAAGUCUGGUGGUACCACAGUGUGGAAAUGUGCCAUCAGUAUCGACGGGAAGACAAUCUACAUUACAAACGGCGAUGCACAUCAACUGAUCACCCUGGACAUCAACGGCAAAGUGCUGGCUUCUCUUACUGACCCUGACCUUAAAACCCCUAGCGGAGUGCACGUGACAUCUGCUGGUCACGUGUUCGUCUGCUGCCGGGAAAGAGUGCUUCAGGUUGACAAAGACGAGAAUAGGAAGUUGGCUACCCUGGCAAGGGAAGAAAACGGAUUGUACGGACCACGUGAUUUAUUAUUCAGCAGCCGCACUGUCUCCCUGAUUGUCGGCGAAUACAAAGACACACUUCUUGUUAUCAAGUUAAUUUAA